UGCAGCCUCCUCUGUGUCGGUGUGAAACCCGGAGCAUCACCCGGUGGAUGCGAUCGAUCGGGCCGGUGAUCGCUGCCACAGCUGAUCCGUUCAGUUCCGGUUAAAGGGAGGAGGAGGAGGUGGAGGUGGAGGAGGAGGAGGAGGAUGCGUUGCCUGGAGACAGAGCCGGAGGAGCUGAGGAGGAAAACAGGGCAUCAGAGUGAAUGAGCAUCUUCAUCUCCAGCCGUCCUCCUCCUGUUUUUCAAAACGUGGGGUCACAGUGGAGAUGAGCCUGUAGUUCGACACUGACGGUGAAACAACAGUGAUGCCGUGUUCGUGUGCAGAGUGGCGGCGGUGGAUCCGCCCGCUGGUUCUGGUCCUCUACGCCCUCCUGCUGCUGGCCGUGCUGCCGCUCUGCAUCUGGGAGCUGCAGAAGGACAAAGUCGGGACUCACAGUAAAGCCUGGUUCAUCGCCGGCGUCUUUGUUUUCCUGACGAUCCCCAUUUCACUGUGGGGGAUCCUGCAGCACAUGGUGCACUACACCCAGCCUGAGCUGCAGAAACCCAUCAUCAGAAUACUAUGGAUGGUGCCAAUCUACAGUCUGGACAGUUGGCUGGCUCUGCGGUAUCCCGGCCUGGCCAUAUACGUGGACACGUGCAGGGAGUGCUACGAAGCCUACGUCAUCUACAACUUCCUGUCCUUCCUGCUCAACUUCCUCAGUAACCAGUACCCGAGCCUGGUGUUGAUGCUGGAGGUCCAACAGCAGCAGCCACAUCUGCCGCCGCUCUGCUGCUGCCCCCCCUGGCCCAUGGGAGAGGUGCUGCUGUUCAGGUGUAAGCUGGGAGUCCUCCAGUACACUGUGGUCAGACCCGUAACCACGGUGAUAGCGCUGAUCUGUCAGCUCUGCGGCGUUUACGACGAAGCCAACUUCAGCUUCAGAAACGCCUGGUCCUACCUGGUCAUAGUCAACAACAUUUCUCAGCUGUUUGCCAUGUACUGUCUGGUGCUGCUGUACCGAGCUCUCAGAGUGGAGCUGACUCCCAUCAGGCCCGUGGGCAAGUUCCUCUGCGUCAAACUGGUCGUCUUCGUCUCCUUCUGGCAGGCUGUUUUAAUAGCGUUCCUUGUGAAGGUCGGUGUGAUCUCCGACAAACACACCUGGGACUGGGACAGCGUGGAGGCCGUGGCCACUGGACUGCAGGACUUCAUCAUCUGCAUUGAGAUGUUCCUGGCUGCCAUUGCUCACCACUACACCUUCAGCUACAAGCCUUACGUCCAGGAAGCGGAGGAGGGCUCGUGUUUCGACAGUUUUUUGGCCAUGUGGGAUUUCUCAGACAUCAGAGCUGACGUCACAGAGCAGGUCCGCCAUGUUGGUCGUACAUUCCUGGGUCGUCCCAACAAGAUGUAUUUUGGCGCCGCGUCUCGACCUGAGCACUCCGAACACACCGGCCUCCUCACGGCGACCUCUCAGGACCCCGUCACCGCGGCCGCCACGUCGAUGCCCUCCUCGCCUUCUUCAAGUGGGCGGUACCAAGGCCUCGGCCACACCCCCGCCCCUCACUCUAUUUCCGCCCCAGCGGGCUUCACUUCCUCAUCGUGGGAGGAUGACAGCGACAACACGCCUCCACAAGAAGGUGGCGUUCAAUAACAGGGCGGCGUCGCAGCGAGGACACAUCCAGGAAGUAGGAAAUUCUGUGGAAAAUCAAAAAUUGUAAAAAGAACUGUUGUUUCCAUGUUCAUGAAAAACAAGAUAAUUAAUCGAGAGCAGGUGAAGGAAAGCAGAGACAUGAUGCCAAAGCCGUGUUUGUUAAGAGAAAAAAAAAAUCUGUAUUUUGAAGAUGUUGCUUUUGGCGGUUGGAGUGAAGCUGGUUUCUUCAGAGGGAGUGAGUCUUCGUCUUAUUUUACACGUCUGUGGUUCUUUAGUGUCACCGAUCUGUUUGUUCUCAUUCACAAUAAAUCAACACGUCACAUGUAAACAACAGAAUGUGUGUCCUUAGUUUCAGAGAAGUCUCACGACUC
This is a messenger RNA of Paralichthys olivaceus (Japanese flounder), 1995 nucleotides long. Its product is annotated as transmembrane protein 184C-like. NCBI's taxonomy places the organism in Eukaryota, Metazoa, Chordata, Actinopteri, Pleuronectiformes, Paralichthyidae. Gene Ontology annotation, cellular component: membrane. The record is from RefSeq and is a predicted model, not a curated record. Gene Ontology annotation, molecular function: transporter activity. Gene Ontology annotation, biological process: transport.